AUGGCAGGCAUUGUUGUUGAAAAAGCUGCUGCGGGUCGGCAGCAUCAACCCCGCGAUGGCGAUAACAGAAACACAGGGGCUGUAGCCUCAGACGACCUUCAGUUACCAGAUAUCAACCCAGCUGAGGAACAUGGAGCACCGCCCCCUUAUGGAGAGAAUCAUGAUCAGGUUCAUUUCUCACAGCCUGGGUUUGACGCUGGUGCAGCGAUAACCGGCGAUGGUCGAGUCAAUAUUAAUAUCAAUGCUAAGAACAGGAGGCUUACAGACCUUCUCGCUCCAACGCUUCAAGGUCAACUUGCACCAGAGCCUGAACAGCCUGAGCUUCCUCCUGCAUAUAUCCCUCCUAGUCUGGGAGGUCUACCCGGACAAACACCACCACCCAAACUCAAUGUCGUCGUCCAGAUUGUGGGAUCUCGUGGAGAUGUUCAACCCUUUGUCGCUCUGGGAAAGGUUCUCAAGGAUACUUACGGACACAGAGUCCGAAUAGCUACUCACCCUACUUUCCAACCCUUUAUUGAGGAGAAUGGUCUCGAGUUCUUCAGUAUUGGUGGCGAUCCUGCUGAACUGAUGGCAUUUAUGGUCAAACACCCUGGUCUCAUGCCUGGUUUUGAUGCCAUUACAAGUGGCGAAGUAAGCAAACGCCGAAAAGGUAUUCAAGAAAUUCUUAUGGGGUGUUGGCGAUCUUGUAUCGAAGGGGGAGACGGACUCGGUCCGCCACCAAAACCACAUGCCUCAAAUGCUCCAUUGGACGUAUCUCUGGAGGUGCCAGGCGGACCUGGUCAAGAGCCCUUUGUUGCCGAUGCUCUCAUCGCGAACCCUCCUAGCUUCGCUCAUGUUCAUAUUGCUGAAAAGUUGGGUAUCCCAGUGCACAUGAUGUUUACCAUGCCUUGGUCCCCAACACGAGCCUUUCCACACCCCUUGGCAAAUAUCCAGUCAUCAAAUACAGACGACGUGAUGACGAACUAUAUGUCGUACACUCUAGUCGAAAUGAUGACAUGGCAGGGCUUAGGAGAUGUCAUCAACAGGUUCCGGGAGAAGGCACUCGAUCUCCCCCCACUUUCACUAAUCUGGGCACCUGGACUUCUUGCAAGACUCAAGAUCUCUUGGACAUAUUGCUGGUCACCAGCAUUGAUUCCCAAGCCCAAUGAUUGGGGACGACAUAUCGACAUUGCUGGCUUUUACUUUCUCAAUCUUGCUUCCUCAUACACCCCUGAUCCAGACCUAGAAGCAUUCCUUCGAGAUGGCCCGCCCCCUGUUUACAUCGGAUUCGGAUCCAUCGUUGUCGACGACCCCAAUGCCAUGACCGAGAUGAUCUUUGAGGCAGUCAGACUUUCAGGCGUCAGGGCAUUGGUCUCCAAGGGCUGGGGUGGACUUGGUGCUGAUGAUAUUGGUAAACCUGAUGGCGUGUUUAUGCUUGGCAAUGUUCCUCACGACUGGUUGUUUGAGCACGUCUCAUGUGUGGUACAUCAUGGUGGUGCUGGUACCACUGCCGCUGGUAUCAAGGCCGGAAAACCUACUCUUGUGGUCCCCUUCUUCGGUGAUCAGCCAUUCUGGGGUGCUAUGAUAGCGAGAGCCAAUGCUGGCCCCGACCCCAUUCCUUACAAACAACUGACAGCAGAGAAGCUUGCAGAAGCCAUCAAAUUUUGUGUCAAACCGGAGACUCUGGAGCAGGCCAAAAUUCUGGGUCAGAAAAUUCGAGAAGAACGAGGAACUGACGUUGGUGGUAAGAGCUUCCACGAUCAUCUGGACACGGACAAGUUGCGUUGUACUUUGGCUCCAAGCCGAGCUGCAGCAUGGCGCGUAAGGAGAAGUCAAGUAAGGCUGAGUGCUUUUGCGGCUGCAGUGUUGGUUGAGCAAGGUUUACUGCAAUGGUCUGACCUCAAACUAUACCGUAUGACGGAGUACAACACGGAAGAACAGCCGACUGACCCAAUCUCUGCUUGCACAUUGUCACUUGUCACUGAUAUAGGAGGGAUCGGAAUGGCAAUCGCCGAUAUGCCCAGGGAGCUUUUCAAGAGCAUGUCGCAGCCCAAGAAGAAAAACUCGGCUGCGGGAGAAGCACAGGAUGGUGCAACCCCUCUGGCAUCAGGAAGCGAGACGUCACUCCCUGCACCUCAGGGCAAUGAGUUGGAGAAAAGAUCGACGCCUGCACCUAGUAUUGCAGACACAGAAACUUUGGGCUCUACCAUUUCUACUACUGCUCACUCCAAUGCCUCACAGCCAACGCUGAGUGACACAGCAUCCAGCGCCUCUCGUCCUUGGUCUCCAGACCAAUCAAGUACCCAAGGAUCUGUCAAUGACAAAUCUUGGAAAGAGCAGAUCAAAGAAGCGGCUGGUAAGCAGCAGCAGCGUCGUGCGUCGUCCGUCAACUACGUGAAUGCAGCUGUCGGAACUGGAAAGGGAGUUGGCCGGGUUGUGACCACUGGUGCCAGAACACCAAUGAACUUCUGUCUUGGACUAGCCAGGGGUUUCAGAAACAUGCCAAGGCUGUAUAAUGAUGACACUAUUCGUCCGGUCGAAAAGGUAACAGGAGUUGGCUCCGGAGUUGUGGUCGCAGGCAAGGAGUUUGGCUAUGGCCUGUUUGAUGGCAUCACUGGUCUGGUAACACAGCCUUUGAAAGGUGCCGAGAAGGAGGGAGUCCAGGGGCUGGUCAAAGGUUUUGGCAAGGGUAUCGGAGGUCUGAUUGCGAAGCCGGCAGCCGGUUUCUGGGCCAUUCCAGCUUACACCAUGCAGGGUGUCAAUGCAGAGGUCUCGAAGUACUUUGCCAAGAGUGUCCAGAACUAUAUCACCUCGUCACGGGCUACCCAGGGUCAGCGAGAGAUGCACGAGGCAACACCAGGCGAAAGAGAAGAUGUUGUUCAAAGGUGGAACAACGUCAAGUUCGACCUCAAGAACUUCUACCAGUGGAAGAGAAAGGAAAAGGUUGCAGGAAAGCGCCCUGAAGAGCCCCGUCUCGACAGCUCAGAGGCUGGGUUCGAGCGGCCACGUACAGGAUGGAGACAGACUAAGAAUAUGUCUUUUGAGGAACGAAAGAAACUUCACGCCGACAAGGAUGCAUGGAAGAGGGGAUUCCUGGACGCGCCUGUCCCACAAUCAAACGCAAAUGAUGCUGCAAGUAUACAAACCAGCCCAUCUGAGGAUCCCGAGCUUGAAAAGGCCAUUCGGGCGUCAGUGCGUGAGACAUCGCGUGGCGACAGUGAGGAAGACGCCCAUGUGGAGGCAGCUAUCCGUGAGAGCAUCAAGGCUGUUCGGCAGCAGGUUGGGUCAAGUGAGGCAGGCCCGCUUCCUCUAAAGGAUCCGUCCAUUUUCGAGGAUGCCGACUACCAAAUCACGGACGAAGAGUAUCAGGCCCUUGUUGAACAGGCGAUCCAGCAGAGUCUAGGCAACGAUGUGCCGUUGCCCGACUAUUCUGAUGUGCCAGAGCUUGACGCAAUGGAUACUGUGUCUCAAACUCCCGUCCAGACCUCCACCCAGGAAGACGAUGCGGAGCUCAAGCGAGCCAUUGAAGCCUCCAGAAACCAACCUCCGCCGCCGCUCCCGCCGAGGGAAGAAAAUGACGAGGAGCUUGAACGGGCCAUUGCGGCGUCGAGAGAAGCUAUGGAACAGGAAAGCAAUCAGCGGUCUGAGGAAGAUAUCGUUAUGGAGUACGUCAAGCGACAGAGCUUGGCGGAGGAGGAGUAUAGAAAACAAAUGGCAAAGGGGAAGGGUGAAGCGGGUGGCGGCGAUGAUGAAGACGACGAGGAGUUGAAGCGGGCAAUGGAAGAGAGUUUGAAGAUGAAUCGGGGAGAUGCAUCAGGUCCAUCAGGAAGAUGA
Molecule: messenger RNA, 3813 nt
Organism: Fusarium proliferatum ET1
Lineage: Eukaryota; Fungi; Ascomycota; Sordariomycetes; Hypocreales; Nectriaceae
Exons: 6
Coding region: 1-3813 (1270 amino acids)
Biological process (GO): carbohydrate metabolic process
Molecular function (GO): hexosyltransferase activity; UDP-glycosyltransferase activity
Source: RefSeq, a predicted model, not a curated record